Molecule: messenger RNA, 921 nt
Organism: Zychaea mexicana
Lineage: Eukaryota; Fungi; Mucoromycota; Mucoromycetes; Mucorales; Lichtheimiaceae
Product: autophagocytosis associated protein
Exons: 3
Coding region: 88-732 (214 amino acids)
Biological process (GO): macroautophagy; protein modification by small protein conjugation; protein lipidation
Cellular component (GO): intracellular anatomical structure
Molecular function (GO): Atg12 transferase activity
Source: RefSeq, a predicted model, not a curated record
GCUAUUCUUUGAAAAAAGGUAAAUUGUGAUGGUUGAAAGGCAUUACCCCUCUCUUUGUCUCUCUUUUUUAAAAAUAACAACAGCCCAAUGAAUCGAACCGAGUUUCACAAAGCUAUCAACGCGUUUUAUAACAACACGCUUUCAUGUGAAGCAGAACCAAACUGGACUUUUGUUGAUCAUAUUAGAAACAAAUACUUGAAGCGAACUACGUUCCUGCCGAUUGAAGGCUCAGCAAUGGCGUCCGAGAUUAUGCCAGAAACGUCGCUAGAAGAACAAACAGAGGCCCUGCAGCAGGUAUCGGAUCCCGCUACUGCAGAGAGGGAGGUGAUGGUGACAGACUCACUAUCAGGAGUGGAAGCAAAGAUGCAUGUGACAGUGGAGCAUCAUAUCGUCUAUUCUCCCGGUUACCAAGUGCCUGUUUUGUAUUUCAAUGGAUACGAUGCUGAUGGCACGGCGCUUUCACUCGAUGAAGUGUAUCGAUGGGUGGUUUCUAAGGGGAUGCAGAGUAGCUUGCAACAUGGCAACAGACUCAGCGCACAGGGAUCCAUCUCACAAGAAGAACACCCAGCCCUCGGCCUGCCCUUUUAUUACAUCCACCCGUGCGAAACUCAGUCGAUGAUGCGCUCGAUUUCCCACGAUAUCGACAUCAACACUUACAUCAAGACAUGGUUGUCAUUCAUCGGCCCAGCUGCUGGAUGCACGCUUUCCCAUCAGCUUUUCUUGCAGCAAUAAUGCCACUCUUUUACAUAUCCCACAUAAAAACCUCCUCAAUAAGCGAACGCAAUUGCUUGUCCUGUCAAAUAUAAUAAAGGCUUUUUUUGAUAUCUACACAGCAAAACAACAACAACAACAACAAUACAAACAAAGGGGAGAAGACCUCUCCCCUCCAUCAUCCCAACUUAUUUUUUCUAUAUAAAGUUU